Phyllostomus discolor (pale spear-nosed bat) is the source of this 3247-nucleotide messenger RNA. RefSeq names its product SLIT and NTRK like family member 2 (gene SLITRK2). Lineage: Eukaryota; Metazoa; Chordata; Mammalia; Chiroptera; Phyllostomidae. Gene Ontology annotation, biological process: positive regulation of synapse assembly; axonogenesis; regulation of presynapse assembly. Gene Ontology annotation, cellular component: glutamatergic synapse; membrane. The transcript has 2 exons. The record is from RefSeq and is a predicted model, not a curated record. Bases 458 to 2989 code for a protein of 843 amino acids. Gene Ontology annotation, molecular function: protein binding.
UUCCUCUGCCUGCCCCCUCCACCCGUGACAUCACCCUCGCCUUGUCCAGAGGAGACUUCAAAGUCUCUCAGAUUUAAACUGCUAAGCUCACUGCUGCCGCUGCCACUGGAUUGGAAGUGUGUCCCAAGGCUCGGCCAUCACCACCACCUGCAGACCCAGCUAGAUUGGCUCUGGGACCUCCCUGUUAAUUGAACCCCUGGGUCCAUGUGCGCUCAGCUUCCUCCAGCUUCAACCCUCUUCUUCUCUCCUAUUGCCUGCCAGAUUUGUUAUUUCUGCACAUUCUCCAGCCAAAUUAAAUCAACCAACAGAAAACAGGGCACCCCCCACCCAAGAAGCGGCAUCUUUUACCUAGCUCUCCCUCUUUUUCUGAAGAUGUUAAACUACUGGCAGACUACAGACAAGAGGGGUCCCAUCUUCUCCUGAUGUGUACCUGAGCUGACACCAACGGUGCCUAAAGAUGCUGAGCAGCGUUUGGUUCAUCAGUGUGUUAACCAUGGCCGGGUUCUUACAGACAGAGAGUCGCAAGACUGCCAAAGACAUUUGCAAGAUCCGCUGCCUGUGCGAAGAGAAGGAAAAUGUACUGAAUAUUAAUUGCGAAAACAAAGGAUUUACAACUGUCAGCCUGCUCCAACCACCCCAGUAUCGAAUCUACCAGCUUUUCCUCAAUGGAAACCUUUUGACCAGACUGUAUCCCAAUGAGUUUGUCAAUUACUCCAAUGCAGUGACUCUCCACCUAGGUAACAAUGGGUUGCUGGAGAUCCGAACCGGGGCAUUUAGUGGCCUAAAAAUGCUCAAGAGACUGCAUCUUAACAACAACAAGCUCGAGGUGCUGAGGGAGGACACCUUUGUGGGCUUGGAAAGCCUGGAGUACCUCCAGGCUGACUACAAUUAUAUCAGUGCAAUCGAGGCAGGGACAUUCAGCAAACUGAAUAAACUCAAAGUACUCAUCCUGAAUGACAACCUUCUUCUGUCUCUGCCCAGCAAUGUGUUUCGGUUUGUCCUGCUGACCCACUUAGAUCUGAGAGGAAAUAGGCUGAAAGUAAUGCCUUUUGCUGGUGUCCUUGAACAUAUUGGAGGGAUCAUGGAGAUUCAGCUGGAGGAAAACCCAUGGAACUGCACUUGUGACUUACUUCCUCUCAAGGCUUGGCUGGACACCAUAACUGUUUUUGUGGGUGAGAUUGUUUGCGAAACUCCCUUUAGAUUGCAUGGGAAAGAUGUGACUCAACUGGCCAGGCAAGACCUCUGUCCCAGAAAAAGUACUGGUGACUCCAGUCAGAGGGGCAGCCAUGUUGACACACACAUCCAAAGGCUGUUGCCUACAGUGAAUCCUGCUCUCAACCCAACCAGGGCUCCAAAAGCCAGCCGACCACCCAAAAUGAGAAAUCGUCCAACUCCCCGGGUCACUGUGUCUAAGGACAGGCAGAGCUUUGGCCCGAUCAUGGUGUACCAGACCAAGUCCCCUGUGCCCUUAACCUGCCCCAGUAGCUGUGUGUGCACCUCUCAGAGCUCAGACAAUGGUCUAAAUGUAAACUGCCAAGAAAGGAAGUUCACUAAUAUAUCUGACCUGCAGCCCAAACCUACUAGUCCAAAAAAACUUUACCUGACAGGGAACUAUCUUCAAACUGUCUAUAAGAAAGACCUCUUAGAUUAUAGUUCUUUGGAUUUGUUACAUUUAGGAAACAACAGGAUUGCAGUCAUUCAGGAAGGUGCCUUCAGAAAUCUGACCAGUUUACGCAGACUUUAUCUGAAUGGCAAUUACCUUGAAGUUCUGUACCCUUCCAUGUUUGAUGGACUGCACAGCUUGCAGUAUCUCUAUUUAGAGUAUAAUGUUAUUAAGGAAAUCAAACCACUGACCUUCGAUGCUUUGAUUAACUUACAGCUACUGUUUUUGAAUAACAAUCUUCUUAGGUCCUUACCUGAUAACAUAUUUGGGGGCACAGCUCUCACCAGGCUGAAUCUGAGAAACAACCAUUUUUCUCACCUGCCUGUGAAAGGUGUUCUGGAUCAACUCCCAGCUUUUAUCCAGAUAGAUCUGCAAGAGAACCCGUGGGACUGCACCUGUGACAUCAUGGGGCUAAAGGACUGGACAGAACAUGCCAAUUCCCCUGUCAUCAUCAAUGAGGUGACCUGUGAGUCUCCAGCUAAGCAUGCAGGGGAGAUCCUGAAGUUUCUGGGGAGGGAGGCUAUCUGCCCAAACAGUCUGAACUUGUCAGAUGGAACGAUUCUAUCAAUCAAUCACAACACAAACACACCUCGGUUGCUUAGUGUAUCUCCCAGUUCCUAUCCUGAAUUACACACUGAGGUUCCACUUUCCAUCUUAAUUUUAGGAUUGCUUGUUGUCUUUAUUUUAUCUGUCUGUUUUGGGGCUGGUUUAUUUGUCUUUGUACUGAAACGCCGAAAGGGGGUGCCAAGUGUUCCGAGGACUGCCAACAACUUAGAUUUAAGCUCCUUUCAGUUACAGUAUGGGUCUUACAACAGUGAGACUCAAGAUAAAACAGAUGGCCAUGUCUAUAACUACAUCCCACCACCUGUGGGGCAGAUGUGCCAAAACCCCAUCUACAUGCAGAAGGAAGGAGACCCAGUAGCCUAUUACAGAAACUUGCAGGAAUUCAGCUACAGCAACCUGGAGGAGAAAAAAGACGAGGAGCCAGCUUAUACUAUAAGUGCCAAUGAGUUGCUAGAAAAACAGGCCGCAACCAGGGAGCCGGAGUUGCUGUAUCAGAAUAUUGUUGAGCGAGUUAAGGACCUCCCCAGUGCAGGACUAGUCCACUAUAACUUUUGUACCUUACCUAAAAAGCAGUUUGCCCCAUCAUAUGAAUCUCGACGCCAAAACCAAGACAGAAUCGAUAAAACCGUUUUAUAUGGAACUCCCAGGAAAUGCUUUGUGGGGCAGUCAAAACCUGACCACCCUUUACUGCAAGCUAAGCCUCAAUCAGAACCAGACUACCUCGAAGUUCUGGAAAAACAAACUGCAAUCAGUCAUCUGUGAAGGGAAAUGUUUACAAUCCUAUGGCAUCAAAGGAUGCUGCUCCAAACUGUUAGAAACAUUCUGUAUGUUUUCCAGUUUGUGGUCUCCCUUUCCCAGCAUCAGUGGGAGACUUGGAAAAUGUUUGGUGAUAGGAUGAAGCAAUUAUACUGUUUUUUCAAGCUUUCCUUUAAGUUAUUUUUCUCCUGCCCACCCCCCACCCCCAUUUUUUUCAUUCUCUCCUUAGGAAUCAUCACUGAACGUAUAUGUUUCUACAAUGAA